This is a messenger RNA of Austrofundulus limnaeus, 1237 nucleotides long. Its product is annotated as proenkephalin-A. Gene Ontology annotation, molecular function: opioid receptor binding. Gene Ontology annotation, biological process: sensory perception; chemical synaptic transmission; neuropeptide signaling pathway. Gene Ontology annotation, cellular component: dendrite; plasma membrane; axon terminus. NCBI's taxonomy places the organism in Eukaryota, Metazoa, Chordata, Actinopteri, Cyprinodontiformes, Rivulidae. The transcript has 3 exons. The record is from RefSeq and is a predicted model, not a curated record. Bases 205 to 993 code for a protein of 262 amino acids.
GGGCUUAGUUGUUGAAACCCUGAGCCUAAGGAUACAAGCUGAGCCACCCAACUCCCCUGUGCCUGCAGAAGGAGCUCUCUUUACGUCACAGUUCCAGGCUGGAGCCAGAUCUCGUAGGUUUGCCCUCCCCAGACGCUUGUGUGUUUUUGACUGCGCUACCUGCUGGGCUCGUGUGUGUCCCUUCCCGUCUGGCUGUGCUGAGCGAUGAAGAUCUCUCUGUGGUGCCUGGUGGUUCUGAUGGGAUGUCUCUUCACCCCUGCACGCUGUGACUGUCAGGGGGAAUGUGUGACCUGCGGUCUGCUCCUACAACAGCAGCAGCUGCAAGAAGCCUUCAAUACCAUAGUGUGUCUGUUGGAAUGUGAGGGUCAUGUCUCCUCCUCACUCACAUGGGAAGUGUGCAAACGUGCUGCGAAGCUCUCCCAACAUCCUUUAUUUUCUGAGGAGGGCUCGUUGCUGAAGAGAGCUGGAGAGGAGCUGACCCCUCUUGACCUUAACGCUGACAGCGAGGUGCUGCGGUCCGCAAAGCGUUUCCAAGUGGAGGAUGUGGGUGAGAUCCCCUUGGAGCAGCGCAGUGUCCAGUAUGACUCGUCAGUGCUGGAGUCCUCGGAGGAGGGAGACAGCCUGCAGGGUCUCAGUGUGGCAGAUGAAGACAGGGAGCAGAGGGAGGAGAGGAACUCGGAGAGUCGUGCCCAGCUCGACGGCGAGCGCCAUGACAGCUCAGAGGGCGUCAGCUUGUCCAAGCGCUUCGGUGGCUUUCAGAGGGGGCGUCACGGCUACAGGAAGCUGAUCGGCUCGCCCGUGAGGCCUCUACAGAAGCGCUACGGCGGCUUCAUAGGCGUCAGGAAAUCCGCCCGCAAGUGGAACAGUCAGAAACGAGUGAACCAGCUGCUGAGGCAGUACCUGGGCAUGAGGAGCAACCGCAGUGGCAGGUUCAACAACAACAACAACAACAACCUGCCCGUCAAUCGGGUGUGGAGGCAAAACAAACUGUAAAAUAUUUCUGUGCAUGUCACAGAGUCAUGCCCCCACUUACCUCGCCUCGACUGGUCCAUCUCCUUUUUUUUCUCCCACAACUAAUCCCUGAAGUUCAAACUGUGACGUCAGCAUCGUGAUCAGAACAGACUCCGUCUUUCUGCACCUGUGUCUCUAAAUAACAAAUAAUGUUUUGAUCGUGAGUUCCCUCUUCUUGCGCAUAUUUUUAUGGCAUUCUGUGAAUAAAGGGUUUAGAGAAGUGCAA